AUGGUUUACUGCGGUAAGCCGAGUGGGGCCUGCCAGACCUGCAAAAACCGUCGAAUCAAGUGCGAUGAGGCUCGUCCAGCAUGCAGCCAGUGCCGCAAAUCGAAGCGACAAUGCCCCGGCUAUAAGAGCUCGACCGACUUAAUCUUUCGCGACGAGACACAAGCAACCGAGCGCCGGGCUCAACUCCGUUUAGCUUCGACGAAUGCUCGUCGCCCUUUACCUGGUGCCAAGCCCUCCGCCCAAGGGUCCGUUAGAGAUCCCGCAGCGCCACAAUCCUCCAGUGCCGGCUCCCUCUUUGAUGACGCCGGGACCAGCUCCGGAGAAAGUUCGACCAAUCAGACCUCGCUUGUCGCCGCUAGGGAUAGACAUUGGUCUUCCCCUUCCUCGAAUUCCUCAGCCUCGUCUUCAUCCUCAUCAUGGUGGACGGCUGCUGAUGCCUUUUCCGUGCUCUACCAAGUGCCCGGUCAACCUGCAGAGCACCAAGCUUUGACUUUUUUCUUUUCUUCAUGCAUCCUUCCCACGACCAUUCGCGAACGGGAGGCCGAUCGAGGCUUUCUGCAGCAUGUUUUACCCGUGUAUAACCAAGUCUCCACCGGUUCGGCCCUGUCGCUGGCUACGGCAGCCACCGCCUUUGCCGUCCUCGGCAAUCGUCCCGGUCAACGAGGUCUUGCACGAGAAGCUCGAGUGCGAUAUGGCGAAGCCUUGGCCUUGGUGAACCAAGCCAUUCGUGAUCCUGUCCAAGCAAAGUCGGACGCUCUUCUGCUUUGUGUCCUACUCUUUGGCCUUUACGAGGCGACCACAUGCACUUCACAAUCUAUCACCUCGUUCGACCACCACCUCGAUGGAGCUGUGGCUCUCAUCAAGUAUCGAGGAAAGGAGCAAACAAAGAACCCCCACUCAUUGAAACUCUUCCUCUACAUUCGAGAGCAAAUGCUGGCAAAUUGCAUACAAAAGGCGAAACCUCUAGACGACUUCCCUUUUGACUGGGGCGAAUAUCCGCCCGAGGCCAACGUCUCCAAUGAGCUGACUGCUAUCGCCCGGAACAUUCCCAACCUGCGAAUCCAAGCAAACGGUUUACUCUCUGAAAUUCGAACUCCCCAGGUAGUUGCACGAGUACGUGAACUGCUGUCGGCUGCCCAGGCACUAGAUGCCGAAAUCGCUUUCUGGGCAGACUCCCUCCCACCAGAGUGGUGCUAUCAUACAGUGCUGCGAGUCAAGGAGCCGCCCGAAGACACAGAAGAUGCCGAAGUGUACGCCGGCGACGUUGACGCAUACCCAGACGUGUGGGUCGCAAACUUUUGGAAUUCUUAUCGCUGCCAUCGUAUCUUCAUCCUCGAAGUAAAAUUGCGGUGUCUCAUGUGGCUUGCCGCACCAAACAAACCUUCGCCCAUGACAUUUCCAGACAUAGUUCCAACCCUUAAAUACGCCUCGCAGAUGGUUCAAGGCAUCUGCUCGAGCGUACCCUACUGUCUGCGCAAUGGGCCAUUUACUCCCUUUAUCCAAGAGCAACAAAGCCAACACUAUCUGCAUCACUACCAGCGAUACAACGUAACCGAGCUCAACGCGGAGGCUCUCAAUGCUGAUACCCAGACCUCCGACAGCAACGACGACGAAAGCUUCACCAAAGACACAUCAACCGUUCCACCGCCUCCACCUAAUACCACCAGCGCAUAUCUCCUUUUGCGCCCACUCUUCAUCGCCGUCCGCCUACCCUGGGUACCGGAACAACAGGCGCAAUGGAUGCGCGGCCGCAUGCGAUAUAUUGCACGCACUUUUGGCGCUAACUUUGCGGAAUUGCCCACCAUAAGUCGCAACUUUUUAUUUACUGGACGGCGCGUGUUCAAGCAGGAAACGCCGCGGCAGGAGAUGCCCCCAGAGAAGAAAUCCUCGGCUGGGUCGUCGCCUGCUUCGUCGGGCUCUUCCACUUCUUCCCCGCCUGCAUCCACAGACUGGGUUUCUGUCGCCGCUGCGGGCAAGAAAUUGGCGGCCGGAUCGGCCGGUGGUGGGCCACCAUACGGAGUUGCAGUGCAGUUGCCCGUUGCGAGGGCUGCUCGCUGA
Xylona heveae TC161 is the source of this 2058-nucleotide messenger RNA. RefSeq lists its product as hypothetical. Gene Ontology annotation, biological process: regulation of DNA-templated transcription. Bases 1 to 2058 code for a protein of 685 amino acids. The record is from RefSeq and is a predicted model, not a curated record. Gene Ontology annotation, molecular function: DNA-binding transcription factor activity, RNA polymerase II-specific; zinc ion binding. The transcript is spliced from 4 exons. NCBI's taxonomy places the organism in Eukaryota, Fungi, Ascomycota, Xylonomycetes, Xylonales, Xylonaceae.